AUGAGGAUUGGUGGAGAAGGUCCUCCCCCCAACCCCAGCACACAUUCAGCAACUAAAGACUGUGUCAAGAUGACCUCUGAGGAGAUGACAGCGUCUGUUCUCCUCUCUGUGGUACAGGGUAAAGUGAUAGCUGCCCAGUCAGCUGGAGAUGAAAAUACUGAAAAUGCUUUGGACACCAGUGUUAUAAGAACACAUACUGCUGGUUCGGGAAGGCAAACCACACACAAUCUGUCUUACUUACACAGACUUGAAGAAGAAAGUCUUCAGGGCUCAGUGCCCAAAAUAUUCCCUCUGGCCAAAGAACAACUGACUAACGACAAGAGUAAUGAAAACUUUUGGGAGAGGAACAGCUCCAUCUCUGAUUCAGUGGAAUUUCUGAACAUUAACUGUAACAUUGUACAGAAGAACUACAAGAGCAAUAUCCCAUGCAGCCAGUUGUAUCAAUCUUGUGCUCCUUUAGCAGGGGAAGAGGCGUGCCUGGAAACUGGAAUUCCUGUUUCACUGGAAAGAGCCAUGCUUGCUGAAAUUCAGUUGAAAAUGAAUGGACCUUCAUUAAGAAGCCAGACAGCAGUAAAUAAGAAUGACUGCAGUGAUCCUGAUAAAGUGGCCUUUUUUCACUUACAUUGUGCUAGUGAAAGGAAUAUAUCAAAGGCUUUGUGUGGUUUACACAACAGCUUCAUUUUGGAUGACUGCUUGCAGCCCGUGGGUGAUGGUGAUGGUAACACCACUGGUUCCCCAGGCUGCACUUGCAGCAUAAUGCAGUUGACAAAUAAUUGUGAGAAUGAAAAUGGGCAGCAGUUGUAUGACGAUGCUUUAAGGAAUAAGUACUUAUGUCUGGAAAGAGCACCACGGAAGGUUAAAGUGGCAUGCUCAGGUCACAACGUCUGUGGAAAUAACUUUACUGGAAGAAUGCCCUCAAAGCCCUUUCUGAGCCAUUUUGAGGACUGUAAUGAUAACUGUGAAGAAGAGUUGGAAGAGGAUUUUUUUAGAAACAAAAAGGAACGUUCUACUCUAUUAAUAAGACGUUUCUGUAAAAAUGAUAAAGAGGUUAAAAAAUCAGUUUAUACUGGAACAAGAGCAAUUUUUAGGACUUUACCAUCUGGGCACAUAGGAACUGUUGCUUGGAAUUAUGUUGAGCAAAGGAGAAACAACAGUGGCAUGAAGCUUUCUAGGAUUACAACAGAACAGCUAACUAUAAUUCAGUCCCUAAUAAAAUGGAAAUUUAAUUCCUGUCUUGAGAAGUCUUUAUGGUAUGAGGUCUUCAGUGCAGUGAGAGAAGAAGAGGAAGGAGCAGAAGAUAUUUUUGAAUAUAUUCCUCAUCUUCUGAGAAAGCUCCCAACAUCUGUUACAGACUGUAUAUACAAAGGAGAUGGUUUUUGUGUAAAACCAUGUGUAACAGGUGCUUACUGUCAAUAUCGUGCCACUCUGCAGAGGACUGCACUCUCUAACUACAUAACUGGUGCUUUACUAGAAGCAACUACAUCAUUAGGAGCAAGAAGUGGUCUUUUAAAUAUCUUUGGAGGAUCAACUGGAAGAACAAUGCUUAAAGAACGCCAAGCGUGUACAUCUAUGGCUGGAUCCAGCGUCCUUCCCUCCAGCGCGGCCGGUAUCAGCAAGGAGCUGAUCGAACUGCAGCACCUCAUCCAGUUCCCAGAGGAGGUUGCCAGCAUUCUGACUGAGCAGGAGCAGCAGCUCUACCGCAGAGUCUUACCCAUCGACUACCUCUGCUUUCUAACCAGGGAUUUGGGUAAUGCUGAGUGUCAAAGCAAGCUGCCAUCUAUUAAAGCUUCCAUAUCUGCUACUAUUCUUUCUUCUCCCAAUGGUGAACAUAAUGCUGUAGAAGAUCUUGUGACAAGGUUUAAUGAGGUGAGCUCAUGGGUUACCUGGCUGAUCCUGACUGCAGGUUCUAUGGAGGAGAAACGAGAAGUCUUCUCAUACUUAGUACAUGUAGCAAAAUGCUGCUGGAAUAUGGGCAACUACAAUGCUGUAAUGGAAUUUCUGGCAGGGCUAAGGUCAAGAAAAGUUUUAAAAAUGUGGCAAUUUAUGGACCAGUCUGAUAUUGAAACCAUGCGAAGUCUGAAGGAUGCUAUGGCACAACAUGAGUCAUCAUCUGAAUACAGGAAAGUGGUCAACCGGGCACUCAAUAUUCCAGGCUGUAAAGUUGUUCCUUUCUGUGGUGUAUUUUUAAAAGAGCUCUGUGAAGUUCUGGAUGGAGCAUCAAGCCUCAUCAGACUCUGUCCCCGAUAUAAUUCCCAGUAUGAAACAUUAGAGUUUGUUUCAGAUUACAGCGGACAAGAUAACUUCUUACAACGAGUAGGCCAAGAUGGUUUAAAUAAUCCAGAAAAAGAAUCAACAACAAACAGUAUAUUUCAAACUAUUCGGAGCUGCAAUCGCAGUUUGGAUUCAGAAGAGGGUGAAGAUAAUGUUAGUGAAGGGAGUGAUUCAAGGAAAAACUCUUUGAAGGACAAAAACCGGUACCAAUUUCUCAUCGGAGAUCUUUCAGAUUCAGAAAGUGACAUAUUUGAGCAGUUGAAAGAAUGGGACGCAGGUUCAACAGAAGAGCAGCAAAAGGCUUUCUGCCAUGGCAUAGAACUCAUUCCCUGGUACGUGUUGUCCAUCAGGGCUGACGUCCAUCAGUUCAUGCAGCAAGGGGCAACCGUCAUUCAUUAUGACCAGGAGACACAUCUCUCAGCUCGUUGCUUUCUUCAGCUCCAGCCUGACAAUAGUACUUUGACUUGGACAAAACCCACUACAGUUUGCCCUGCAAAUGCUAAGGCAAAGCUGAGUGUGCUGGGAAAUGCUGCUGAGCUUGGUAAAUACCAGUUUCUUGGUAAUACGGGACUGGUGGAAGGCUUUUUGGACUUGUUUUCAGCCAAGGCUGUCUAUAUGGGACACUCGGGCAUUGAUAUGCACACUGUGUGUGUUCAAAAUAAACUUUGCAAUAUGUCCCUCGAAGAAAAUGGUAUAACACUACUUUAUGGACUUCAGACUACUGAUAAUAAGUUGCUGCACUUUGUUGCUCCAAAAUACACUGCCAGAAUGCUGUAUGAUGGAUUGCUGGAAUUGACUAAAGCUGUAAGAAAAAUGAGGAGAUUCCCUGAUCAAAGACUACAGUGGCUACGGAAACAGUAUGUCAGCCUUUACCAGGAAGAUGGAAGGUUUGAAGGCCCAACCUUGGCUCAGGCUGUUGAGCUGUUCGGAGGCAGACGGUGGAGUGCAAGAAGCACAGGCACAGGAUCUCUCACCAAAAGCACUGAGAAGCCCAAUGUGCAGAGAAACAACACCCUGGGAAUCAGCACAGCUAAGAAAAAGAAGAAAGUACUCAUCAGGGGUGAAAGUGGAGAGGCCACUGAUGAUGAAAUGGCAACUCGGAAGGUAAAAAGCUGUAAGGAGUGUCGUAAUAGAAGUGGUUCAGAUCCUCAAGAUAUUGAUGAACAAGAAGAGCCAGAUCAAAAUACUAUUAUUAAUGCUUCUCCAUCUAACAACCUGCCAUCAAGAAGAGCUCACUCUCUGACAGCAUCUGGAUCUCCCAACUUAGGAGCUACAUCAUCUUCACCAGCAAGACCAGUCUCCUCUCCUGUAAUACCGUCAAGCAAAACUCAGUCUAGCGCAUGGAGCAGCAGUAGCUGGCAUGGCCGUGUCAAAGGAGGAAUGAAGGGAUUUCAGAACUUCAUGGUGUCUGAUAGUAACAUGACUUUUGUGGAAUUUGUAGAGCUUUUCAAAUCUUUCAGUGUCCGUAGCCGCAAGGAUCUGAAAGACCUUUUUGAUAUUUAUGCUGUGCCUUGCAAUCGAUCUGGCUUAGAGCCCACUCCACUUUAUACUAAUUUGAAGAUUGAUGAAAAUAGCAAUGGAUUCCAGCCUGAUUUAGAUUUGUUGACUAGAAAUGUUUCAGACCUUGGUUUGUUCAUUAAGAACAGGCAGCAGCUAUCAGACAACCAGAGGCAAAUAUCUGAUGCUAUUGCUGCUGCCAGCAUUGUAACCAAUGGUACUGGAGUUGAAAGCACAUCACUGGGAGUAUUUGGAGUAGGAAUCCAGCAGCUCAAUGACUUCCUAGUGAAUUGCCAAGGAGAACACUGCACCUAUGAUGAAAUCCUCAGUAUUAUCCAGAAAUUUGAACCUAGUGUGAACAUGUGCCAGCAGGGGCUGCUAUCUUUUGAAGGAUUUGCAAGAUUUUUAAUGGAUAAAGACAACUUUGCCUCCAAAAAUGAUGAAUCACAGGAGAAUGCUGAGGACUUGCACUUUCCUCUCUCAUAUUACUACAUAGAAUCCUCACACAAUACUUACCUUACUGGCCAUCAGCUUAAAGGGGAGUCCUCGGUGGAGCUCUACAGCCAGGUUCUUCUACAAGGCUGCAGAAGUGUAGAAUUGGACUGCUGGGAUGGUGAUGAUGGGAUGCCUAUCAUUUAUCAUGGCCACACUCUUACUACAAAGAUCUCUUUUAAGGAGGUGGUGGAAGCCAUCGAUCGCAACGCGUUCAUCACCUCCGACAUGCCAGUCAUCAUCUCCAUAGAAAACCACUGUUCGCUGCCCCAGCAGCGCAAGAUGGCCGAGAUUUUCAAGAAUGUAUUUGGAGAUAAGUUGGUGACAAAGUUUUUAUUUGAGAGUGACUUUUCUGAUGAUCCCAUGCUGCCUUCCCCUGGCCAACUGAGAAGAAAAAUCCUGCUUAAAAACAAGAAGCUGAAAGCCCAUCAAACACCAGUGGAUAUAUUGAAACAAAAGGCUCACCAGCUGGCACACUUGCAAGCACAGGCUAGCAAUGGUGCUAGCAACCCCACACCUACCAAUGAAGAGGAAGAAGAUGAAGAGGAUGAAUAUGACUAUGACUAUGAAUCUCUCUCUGAUGAUAAUAUUCUUGACGACCGACCUGAGAAUAAAUUAUCAAGUGAUAAACUGCAGUUUGAAUAUAAUGAAGAGACUGCCAAACGACUAAAGAAGGCUGAUUGUGCUACUUACAAUAAUAAAGGAAAGGUUUAUGACAUGGAGCUGGGUGAAGAAUUCUAUCUUCCACAAAAUAAGAAGGAAAGCAGACAAAUAGCCCCAGAGCUAUCAGAUCUUGUCAUUUACUGUCAAGCUGUAAAGUUCCCGGGCUUGUCAACACUGAACCCAUCUGGCUCUAGCAGAGGAAAAGAAAGAAAAAGCAGGAAGUCCAUUUUUGGCAACAAUCCUGGCAGGCUGAGCCCUGGGGAGUCAGCUGCUCUUGCCAAAGCAUCUGGAAAAGGUCCCUUUGAUGCGAUGCGGCAGACCUGGGAAGAUCCUUGCUCUCCUUACAACUCUCCAGCUUCCCUCAGUGCCAUCAUAAGGACCCCUAAGUGCUAUCACAUCUCGUCCCUGAACGAGAACGCUGCCAAGCGGCUCUGCAGGCGCUAUUCCCAGAAACUGAUCCAGCACACCACCUGCCAGCUCCUGAGGACCUACCCCGCUGCCACGCGCAUCGACUCCUCCAAUCCCCACCCCCUGAUCUUCUGGCUCCAUGGUGUACAGCUCGUGGCUCUGAACUACCAAACGGACGAUCUUCCUCUGCAACUCAAUGCAGCAAUGUUUGAGGCUAACGGUGGCUGUGGAUAUGUUUUGAAACCUCCGGUUCUGUGGGAUAAAAACUGUUCAAUGUACCAGCAGUUUUGUCCAUUGGAAAGAGAUCUCGAUAAUAAGGAGCCAGCUAUAUAUUCUUUAACAAUCGUGUCUGGCCAGAACGUUUGCCCCAGCAAUAGCACAGGCAGCCCCUGCAUCGAGGUCGACGUGCUGGGGAUGCCCCUGGACAGCUGCCACUUCCGCACAAAGCCCAUCCACCGCAACACUCUCAACCCCAUGUGGAACGAGCAGUUCCUGUUCCGGGUUCACUUCGAAGAUUUGGUCUUUCUCCGGUUCGCAGUUGUUGAAAAUAACAGCUCAGCUGUAACAGCUCAGAGAAUCAUUCCCCUAAAAGCGCUCAAGAGAGGCUACAGACAUGUUCAGCUCCAUAACCUACACAAUGAAACAUUAGAAAUUUCCAGUUUGUUCAUAAACAGUCGGAGAAUGGAAGAAAGUCCCUCUGGAAACACCCUGCCUGCAUCUAUGUUGUUUAGCCUGGGAGAAAGGAAAGCUGCUGUGACUUACAAAGUGACAAUUCAUGGAAUUCCAGGCCCGGAGCCUUUCACUGUUUUCAGUGUAAGUGCAGGGACCACAGCUGCACAGCUGCUCCAUCAGCUCUUGGCUACCAUAAAAGGCACAGAGUCAUGCGCUGCAGACUAUUUUCUGAUGGAAGAGAAAAGUUUUAUAUCUAAAGAAAAGAGUGAAUGCAGAAAACCACCAUUCCAAAGAGUGAUUGGUCCUGAAGAAGGGCUAGUGCAGCUUUUAAACAGUUGGUUCCCAGAAGAAGGAUAUGUUGGAAGAAUCAUCUUUAAAACUCGAGAGGAAAAUUUAAAUGAGAGAAAUGUCUUUCAUGAAGCAAAGGAAGAAGCAGCCAUCAGCUCUGAGGAUGACAGCUUCUUUGUUCAGGUACACGAUGUCUCCCCAGAGCAACCACGCACUGUGAUCAAAGCUCCACGGUUCAGCACAGCUCAGGAUGUCAUACAGCAGACUCUCUGCAAAGCCAAAUACUCCUACAGCAUUUUGAGCAAUCCAAACCCAAGUGAUUAUGUGCUCUUGGAAGAGGUGACUAAAGAGCCAGCAAACAAAAAGUCUUCAACAUCUAAACCAUCUCAGAGGAUUCUCUCCGAUCAAGAGUGUGUGUUUCAAGCCCAAAGCAAGUGGAAGGGAGCAGGAAAAUUUAUCCUUAAGCUCAAAGAACAGGUUCAGGCAGCACGAGAUGACAAGAGAAAAGGCAUCUCCUUCACCAGUGAGCUGAAGAAGUUGACCAAGUCGAGUAAGCAGUACCGGGGCUUCGUGUCGCCGCCGCUGCAGGUCCUGUCCGACAGUCCCCAGGGCAGGGACGAGAGAGCCGCGUGCGCCUUGGCCUUCAGUGACAUCAUGGAAUAGUCCGGGCUGCUGCCAGACAAGGCCUGCUCAGUGCCUCUGAAGGAUCCUGCUGCAGACUGAACUGGUCAGCAACUGUGUGCCCUGUGCUGCAGAUGUUAAUCCAGGCAAUGCUGCUGGAUUAGCAUCCAGAAUCUGGGAAUCCUAAAUGGGAUGCUGUAGAUGGGAAAGAUGCCUGUCAGCUCUUGGAAGAUUCCUCUCUUCCUGUACCUCUGCAUCUGCAGAUUCUCCAUAGGCGGAUGGAGUUUUCUUGGACUGUGUGUUGUAAACAAACACGUGUCAUCACCCUCCCGUUUUUAAACAAAAGAUAAUUUUAGCUUGUUGCCUUUAAGGAAUCUGAAGGCAGAGAACCAGAGUGUUCUUUUAUGUGUAUUAUAUUAAAAUAACGCACUUUUACCUGAGGAUUACUGUUAAACACUGUGUUAAGUGAUUGUAAAGAGAUUUAAAUAUACUGUAACUUCCUUUGCAUAUCUGUUUAACUUUGGUGAAUAUACACAAAACAGUCAAAGUAAUUUAUCUUCAUUAACAAAAUAAUGUACAAUAGCUGAAUACACCUUACUGGUAGUGAGACCUUGGCAAAGAACAACAUUUUCUUCUUAAAAAUUUUAGUUCUCCAGGCUUGUGUUUAAAAAUGAAUAUUUAUUAUCAUGUUUCAAAGUACAUGCCAGUGUAUAGUAUAUUUAUCCUAUACUACUUUUUAGAAAAUUAAGACUUUUUUAUCUUUCUCUGGAUUUAGAGGAAAAAAAAUAUUAGAACUUUUCUGGUUGUUUCUUUUCAGCACAAGGUGUUUAAUACCCAGUACUGACCAAAGUCAAAACAAUGCAUUGAUAAGUGUAAUUAACAUUUCAAAAUUUUGAAUUCAAACCACAUUUUUCCAUGUAGCCAGGAACUGUCCUUUUACUUGUCUGUUAAACCCAGAGAGUAUUAUAAAGAACUUUAUAACUCUUGACAAUUCUGUUUACAUAGAAACACUGUUGGGAAGUUUUACAUGUCCUGAAUUCAUCUUUUGUUAUCUGAUUUUUUUUUUCCCUCCACGGGAGUUACUGAUGUGUUUAGUUAUUUAAAAUAAUCCAUUACAGGGGCACAAACUACACAACUGCUGCAAUCAGACAUCCCUUUGAUCUCCCACAAGAAAUGUAUCUGUAGGGAACAAACUGCUCGGCACAUGUUUUUGUUUCACUAGUGCAAACCAUAAACAGAGGAAAGAAGUUACAGGCAGUAGUCUCAGGACAGCUAAUGCCCCCCCUAUGAAUUAGAAGGUGAAAUAAAAGUAAACCAAGUAAUUAACUGGCAUAUAAACAAGCAGACAGAACAUACAUUCUGUCACCAGAAACUAUGAUGUCUUUCAGUGUCUUUCUACACACUACAGAAAACGCCUAUGAAAUAGCCAUUUACCAAAGCAAAAAAGUGCCCUCUUGAGGUCACUUCCAGCUUUCAGGAAAAAUAACCACAGACAUUCAGAAAAGUCAGAUUUCUCAGUGGCAUAUCCUCACAGAGGCCAUGCACUUCCCACUGCUCAUCUUUAACAAAAGUUUUGAAUUUUGUGUACCAGAGCAGCAUUUUGUAAAUCAGCAGCAUGACCCAACUCAAGCCCCCAGCCAGCUCAGCCCAUCACUAAUUACCAAUUCCAACAGUAGCAGCCCCUGUGAGGGACGUGCUCCCUCCCCACUCUGCCCAAGGCAAAAACUGACCCCAAGCAAAAUGUUAAGAAGUGGAAAUUUACAUAUCAUUUUAUAUGUACAGUUUGUUUGCUUUGGAAUGCUUAGGAAUUACUGGGAAAUACAUCAACCUGCUGCACAAUUCAACUAAUGCAACCAUUUUUUUAAAUGUUAGCUUUGUUCUCUCUGUUAUUUUAACACAGUAGCAGUUUGACCUCACUGAGAAUUUUUUCCUUUUGGUAUUUUUGUGGCAUUUUAAACAAUGCUUAAUGUCCUUCAGUUUGCCCUUACCUGUUUUCUUUUUUG
Messenger RNA from Parus major (Great Tit), 8915 nucleotides. It is a transcript of the gene PLCE1, whose product is annotated as phospholipase C epsilon 1. NCBI's taxonomy places the organism in Eukaryota, Metazoa, Chordata, Aves, Passeriformes, Paridae. Gene Ontology annotation, molecular function: phosphatidylinositol-4,5-bisphosphate phospholipase C activity; guanyl-nucleotide exchange factor activity. The transcript has 32 exons. The record is from RefSeq and is a predicted model, not a curated record. Bases 1 to 6954 code for a protein of 2317 amino acids. Gene Ontology annotation, biological process: phosphatidylinositol-mediated signaling; lipid metabolic process; small GTPase-mediated signal transduction.